AUGCGUCAGAGCAAUAAUCUGCCUUUCCAACAGCAUCUCGCACAUGACACUCUGUAUCGAACGGGUUCCUCUAUCCGCAACACAGACCUUUCUUUCCUUUUCCACGGCGAUGUUGCCCUACAUCACCUUAAUCGUUCCUUAUCCUCUCAUCUCGCUUUACACCCACAGGCAAUAACAAACCUUGCCAAUGCCGGCCUCACACAUCUGAAUGACAUUGCAUUUUUCUCCUCAGACAGUGAUAAUCACACGACUCUACGACUCCAACCUCACUCAAACGUCUCCUUCCAAAAUGCAACUACUCGUGCUCAAGAACGAUGGCCUCAAAUCUCUCUAUGGAUCCGGAAUAUAACGUUGAAGGAUCUCGUUGAUGGAUUCAUGGCAAUGGGUGACAUCAAUAAUUGUGUGGGGACAAGAUGGACAGAUGUCGAGAAUCGGACCUGCGUGCAGAGUGCUGACACGCACAACAACCUCCGUCGUGCGGCUGCGGGUGAGUACUCUGUACCGUUAUGGUUUCUUGUGUUGCCUCCACUUUUACGAAUGCAAAAUGCCCAUAACCUUAUCAAUGCCUACCACGCCGUCUCCAUUCAUCCACCACUUCCCUCAUACAUUCCUCCCGGCCUCUUUGACUCUGAUGCAUCUAUAAUUCUACCUGUGUCUGCCUUCAGAACUCCUCUCCACCAUGGCGAAGCAUAUGGACUGAUAGCGUUAACAAUACAUCAAUACAACCUACCACCUCCCCCUCUAAAUUUCCCUUCUUUCCCAACUCUGUACACUGACCACCUUAACUCAACCCAUAUCAUUUCAUCCGCCUUUCAUGUCCCUCAACUGCCCCACCAGUGGUCCUCCCUUCCUGGUCGUUCACUUUAUCGCUGGCUCCUCUAUCUCCUACAGCACUCUCCUCCUCCCCGCCAUCCUCCUACCAUUGUACACACUCCUGCUCAUACAAAUUCUUCAUCAAGGCCUUCUCAACUCAACGCAUCAACAGACUUCAUUGCUUCCCGUUCUCAAACCACACAAAGCCUACCACCUCCCGCGCCCUUACCUACCCUUUUUAUGGACCCAUACAUACUGUAUUCUCCAAAAGAUGGCUACAUCGAAACAAAGAUCUCUUCCUAUAUCCUGUCCGUACUAAUCUCCGUUUAA
This is a messenger RNA of Guyanagaster necrorhizus, 1143 nucleotides long. RefSeq lists its product as uncharacterized. The transcript has 2 exons. The record is from RefSeq and is a predicted model, not a curated record. The coding region runs from base 1 to 1143 and encodes 380 amino acids. NCBI's taxonomy places the organism in Eukaryota, Fungi, Basidiomycota, Agaricomycetes, Agaricales, Physalacriaceae.